This is a messenger RNA of Paramisgurnus dabryanus, 6892 nucleotides long. The record is from RefSeq and is a predicted model, not a curated record. NCBI's taxonomy places the organism in Eukaryota, Metazoa, Chordata, Actinopteri, Cypriniformes, Cobitidae.
UUUGAACGCGCGCUGCGCGAGUGCCCGUCACAUCGAGCGCGUGCGGGAGCGCGGAUUUGAGCAGCAGGUCUGAUGUGUGGACGGAGAAUACAAACGGGGGUGUGGUUUGGGUCAAUAACUAUCACAGUUUACGGUCAAAUCAAAAUACUGCAACCCGCCGUGAAGGUGGAGAGGCUGUGUUCGUGAUAUCACAAGCACGGGACUUGUUUUGUGCAAUUGAAUUUCUGUGAGGAGACGCUUCACGCGCUCGUGGCAUUCUGUGGACGGUGAUUCUCGUGUCGAUGCUUUUUAGACACAAAGCUGGUCGAUGGAAAGGAUGAGGAUGGAAAGUUCCCACUAAACUGGCUUUUAUUACAAUAUGGGAUGGAUUUUACAGACGGACAUUUACACGUUUGAUUUGAAUUUGGGACAACUGAAUUGAAUCUUGUUGGUGCAUACACGUAAAGACUCUCUGCAGAUCUGACUGACUGACUUACAUAAGAGCGCUUUGUGUUAGAAAGCAGACAAACUGAAAUUCAGCGUUUUACACGACUGAAAAGCACAGAGGAUAUAAGAUCAUCCCUUGACACAGGAAAUAUUUUUCCAUGCUUACCUGGAUGAAAUGUAGAUUGAUGGAGAAGAGGAAACAAAACACAUACUUCUUAAACUAUGAUUGUUUUUUGGUACACUAAGAAAGUCUUGCUUUGAAAGAACAUUAUUGUUUUGAAUACCUAAUAUCUGCCGUCACUCCUAAGGCCCUCGUGUACCUCAACAGUCAGCAAAUUAAAUUAUUGCUUCAAAAAGCAUACUGAAACUACAGAAAGAUGAACAACAAUCUGCAAAACACAAACAUGUUUACAGUACAAGCAGACGUCAUAUUUCACGCCGCAAACCUAGACUCUCCAGAACCAUCUCUCCCUUCUGAAGGGAACAAUAAUCUCCCGGCCAUGGGGAAAAUGGGAAUUCCCAGCAUGGAUAUACAGCAGGGUGUGUGGGCUACAUCCGAAUCGGGAGGAUUGACUGACAGCAGGAGUCUGGGACAGUGUGGUGCUGUAACGGGUGCAGAAAACGCACAAGAUGCCGUCUCCAGUGACAGUGGAUUUCAAGAGCACAUUCAGUCUGUGGACACAACAUCUAAAGCACAACACUUGGACCUCAGUUUGAGAAAUAUAAGUGAACUUUCAGGUCGAGGAAAUGUCAAAGAAACAAAUGGAGCAAAAGUAACCUCCAGUACCUCUUACGGUAGAGAAAACAAGGAGGAAAUAGAGAAAUUAUCUAAUGCUCUCAGAGACACUGAGGUUGUUCGGAGACGGUCUGACAUUAAAAAUGCCACCUCCGUGUCGGAGGACAGAAAUCAUUCCUAUUCAAGUUCCCAGGAAACGAGGUCAGGUUGCUUUUUAGGUUCCUCUGAAGGAGCAAAUCAGACUCAAUACAGAACAUUGUACGGACAGACGGGACUGGAACAGAGCCAAGGCCAAAAGCACAGUGGAUCUGCAGUAAGAGCGGCUCACUCGGCAAAAGAAGAGCCGAAUUUAGUCAUAGAGGUGGGCGGACAAAAAAUCCAAGCACACAAGGCGGUAUUAGCUGAGAAAAGUGAUUAUUUUAAAGCCAGGCUUUCUCGGGACAUACUAAAGGUGAAGGGAAUGAGCUACAAGACCUUUUCUGUGCUUAUCGAUUAUGUUUAUUCAUCUCAGAUGAACGUAAACAAAGACAACGUCGUGGACGUCAUCACAGGCGCAAAGAUAUUGCAAAUGCCCUGCGCGGUGCAAUCUGCGAUCGAUGCCAUUUCCAUGCAAAUCACUCCGGAGAACUGCUACGAAAUCCUGACUAUCGCCAAAAAGCAGCGAUUGAAUGAACUGAAAGAGACGGCUUAUCGAUUCAUGAGCGACAACUUUCUCCAAGUCCUGCGAGAUCCGGCCGUUUACGGGCGCCUUACGGGCUCGGAGAGAGAUCUGAUCCUGCGUAAGCGGAUGGAGAGCCGCAAAAGUCUGAUGGUGGCGGAAAUUAAUGAUGUUUUUGAGCGCGUAGGGAGCAGACCACCGAGCAGAAACAGCAGUCGACCCCAGAGCCCUCUCUCCAUCACAUCCUUUGAGGAUAAUCACAUGAUCUACUACUACAACAAAAGCACUAAGGACUGGCACACCCUGACCGUCAUGCCAGACGACAUCAACACCAAGGGCUGUGGUAUCUGUACGAUGUACAACUACUUGUUUGUGGCAGGUGGAAUCAGGGGAACCGGGGACAAGAGCAAGGUCUCGGAUAAAGUGUACUGUUACAAUCCCAUCACGGAUCGCUGGAGCGAGGUCCGACCCAUGAGCCAAGCGCGAUCGCAACUCAAACUCGUCUCCAUGGACGGGUAUCUGUACGCCAUCGGUGGCGAAUGUCUCUUUACGGUUGAGAAGUACGACCCUCGCAUGGACCGCUGGACUGCGGUGGCUCCUCUACCCAAGGGAGGCUUUGCAGUGGCGCAUGAAGCCACGACCUGCAACGGAGAGAUUUACGUCUCGGGAGGGUCUCUGUUUUAUCGGCUGCUGAAAUAUGACCCUAAGAGAGACGAAUGGCAGGAAUGUCCUUACAACAACAGCAGGAAAAAAUCCACAGAUAUGGUUGCUCUCAAGAGCUUCAUCUACCGAUUCGACGUCAACCGUGAACAGGGCAUCAGCGUGUUUAAGUACAACACCAUCGUAAAGAUGUGGCACGACUGUGCGACCCAGCAGCAAGGCUGCACGCUGCCGUUUCGCUGUGCGGUGAUUGAUAACUGCAUCUACUGUGUGAAUAAAUCUCAGACCCUUCAGUUCAUCAUAGAAGAGGACGGAGGUCGGUUCAAGGAAGAGUUUCUUAAAGCACCCACGGAGGCUAAAGGCAUCUUAUUUCCCUUCGUUCUCAGUUUGCCUGAGAGAGGUGGAAGAUUUAUGUGACCCUUUUGAGUUGCUCCAAAGUUGGAGAAACUGAAUGCCUGAUCAAUAUUUAUAGAUUACACUUUAUCUCCCGAGAAGUUCAAGGUGUCAGCACAGCUUGAAUGUGCUGGAAUGUUUUUCUUUGCAUGGUAGACGCCUUAAUGCUCCACUAUUCAACUUUGGUAGAUUAAAGGGUCAAUUCAACCAAAAUGAAAGAAUGUUAUUAAUUACUCGCCUUCAUGUCGUUCCACACCCAAAAGACAGACGAGAAUACUUGUUGGGCUCAUAAAGUCAGUUUUCGACACGUAUUAACCAAAGCAGCACAUGCUUAUGGGUGAUUCUCACGAAAUCCAGAUUUAGAAGGUGUCCAGCAUUCAGAUUUUUUUUUUUUAAAGCCCUUGAAGACAUUUUUUUGCACCUUAAGGUCUGAACUUAAUAUAACCAUUAUUUUUUGAGGAUUUAAAAUAUUUCCUAUUGAAUAAUUUACAUUUCAAAUUUUUUUAGAUUAUCAUUAUCAAAAAUGAUCAUUACCGCAACAUGAUAUUACAUUACAUAUAUGCAUUUACAAACUCAUGUUUCGGUAAUGAGAACUAAAAAGUUGUCUAGGUACUAUGACAAACAAAAUUUCUACUUUUAUCUGGAGAGAAAAAAUAAGAACUGCUUUCCUGGUAGUCAUCUUGAGUGUCACAGUCAAUUAUGUCCCUUCCAACAAUAUUUUUUUUAUUAUUGCGGAGGAUGAGAAAAUUGGUCUUGAACACAUUUAUAUUCCUUAUUAUUGUCUCUACAUUUACCAAUGAUCACCAAAUACCACAUGUUUCUUUACUGUAAAUGUUUAUAGUAUAACAUGCACUGAAGCUUUUUAUUUUUUAGAUUUUUUUAAUUAAAAAUAUUUCCAUGUCAAAGAACCCAAAUCCAGUCAUGGACACGUUGCGGUAAUGAAAAUGUUCCCCUUAAAUGUGGAAAAAACAACAACAUUGUUUUGUAUGAUGUCAUUUGAAAUCAUGUGCAAAAAAGUACAUGAAGAGAUGUUUGUAACUUUAUACUUUUUAUUUUGAUAGCAUUUAUUUUUUUAUCAAAAUGUUUCAUGACACCUCAUAAGUUCGCGAGAAUCAGCCUUAUGUUAAACACCGGCAUCGUGUGUCAGCCAUAGAUAUAUAUGUACACACAGAUGCUUCAUUCAAAUGCUGAAUAGAUGUAAGCUUCUAUUUAUUUAUGGCUGUCGUUUAAAACACAUGCGUGCGCUCCUUUCAUUAAUGCCAAGUUCACACUACAGGAUUUUAAAGGCGGGGUGCAUGCCGGUCAGAUUGGGUUGUGAUCGGGGGCAAAUUAGUGAGCGAUCAGCGCUUGCCGAUUUUUUAAUAUCUGGAGCUGUCGUCUUGACUCAUGUCAUGAUGAGCUACAGCCAAUGAGAGCAAGGCAUGGGUUGAGGUACACACGUAUGCCGAUUCAUUCUUUCACCCAUAUUUUUUCACCAAGAUAGUUUUUUCAGAGCAGAUAAUAGUGCAAAACUAUGGAGCCCCUAAGGGGACAUGGAGCAAAAAUUUAAUUUGUUUUAAAUUUAGUUUUGCGUGCGCAAGUGAAACUUUCGCUUUCAUGUGUGCAAGCGAUAGGUUUUAGUUUUACUACAACUAAAUUUUAGAUUUUUUUACUCCAAUGUCACCUUAAGGGCUCGGUACAAAACAUCUUGCUGCGCUAGUUUCUUUCUGAAGUCCAUUUUUAAAUAAACAAUUCCUGUUUCAUGGUUGUUUCGCAUGCCUUUCCACGUCUUGCGUGUUUCUUCGUGCCAAAAUGUGGUUUGGGGUCCAGAUAGAGUCGGUGGGUUUUUCUCAGCUUGUCUAGUGCUUGACUUCCUGUUGCGGAUCAUUUACGUAGUGUGAACACCUUAAUGAUUUUAAGACUUUACAUAGAGCAAAUUAUGUAGUCUGAACAGCACAGCGAUCGGCCAACUGUUAAAGUCACACUUUCUUUGUGUGAACAUGGCAUAAUACACAUCGGACAGAGACUUUAUGAGCCCCAAAGGUAUUCUCGACGCUUCAUAAAAUAAAAAUUGAACCACUGUAGUAACUGUAGGACUAUAUUAAUGAUGUCUUUACUGCCUUUCUUGGCCUUGAAAGCUGUGAGUUGCAUUGCUUUCUUAGGGGGAAAGCUCUCAGAUUUCAUAUCUUGAUUUGAGUUUUAAAGAUGAACAAAGGUUUUACAGGUGUGGAACGAGUUGACAAUGACAAAAAUGUCAUUCUUGUAUGAAAGUCAUAUAUAUCUUAGCUGUGCAGUCUCUUUCAUUUGUUUUGUGCACUUUUGUAUCUUAUAGUAAUUUGGAUUGAACUGGAAUUGGUCCGUGUGAAAUGGAGAGCACAAAUGAACAACUAAAGCACAUGACGUAAUAACGGGACCUUGUUUCCUAGCAACAGAUUCUAUGCAAAUAGAUGUUAGUAUUAAAUAAUAAAAUCUUGAAUCACACAAAAAGCCUAAACGAACAGCUUUGACACACAUAGGCCAGUGAAUUAAGGCCCUGAAGAAGCAGCCAUACGUUACGAGCACAAAGCACUUGACUUCUAGAACUGCUGCUGUCUCAGAUAUUACUAGAUAAGAUGUUAAAUUGAACUGUUCAGUUCAUCAUAUUUAAAAUAAGCACUUAAUAUGGAGGCAAACAAACACGGAGGGUCAUUCCUCAUUAUUGAAUCAUUGCCAAAGAUAAACCUGAUUUUGCGGGCAGUUAAACAUUAAAACAUUACAUUCUCAUGAGCAAUACAUUCUUAUCAGGCAAUAUGCAUCAAGCAUGAUGUUUGGGAUUUGAGCAAAGUCCUCUUUAUUACAGAUACAAUUUAAAAAACACUUUCUCGUGGUCAAGCAUUUCAGAUAUUGAAGGAUUCUUCUGCAUUAUUAUAUUGGUUUUCUAUCCACGUUAUCAAUUUAGGGUAUCACUGUAGAAACCAUAAAAAUGAGACGAUACAGAAAAACCAGCAUUUAGUAUUGUGUUCAUAGCAUGCCAUUCAUCUUUAUAAUUCGGAUGCUCUUUGUUCACCUCCUGUGACAUCUGGAGUAUUUUACUACGAUUUUACUUCAUGCUUCAUAUACUUUGUGCUGUGUUAAAACAAUCUUUCAUUAAGUGAAUACAGGCAUGAAUGUUGCUACGAUUACGAACGUGAAUGUUUUUGUGACUUCAUGCCCUUGAAUUUCCCCUCUGUGCUUUUACUUUAACAAACCUUGACAAGCACCACACCGUUUAAUAAACACUUUGAGGUUACAAUAGAUCUUCCUGUUUACCUCCUUUGUGUUUUUGAUCUUUAUAAAUCACGCCCGAGUGCUUCUAGAAAGAUGUGCACCUGAGACUCGGAUGUUGUUGCAAGGUAACCGGAGUGAUGCUGUGUUUGGCUUGGGUGUUGCUUGCUUACUGACAUGUAUAAGGCUAAUAUGCUAUUGAAAGAUAUGGCUUGAUGCUUUUACUUUUUCAGUGCCUAUGUCCGUUUAACAUUUAACAAACUAAUGUGUCUGUGUUUACAAUAAAGUUUUUUGUUGCCGUUCUCAGUCAUAUAUAGUUUCUUCUGUUUCAGGUUGAUCCAUUUGAUGUUUAUUUUAAUUAUUAUUAGACAGGUCAGAGUCAGAUUAUGAAAAUGUUUAUUUAUGAGACUUUAGAAAAGAUCUGCAAUGGAAACAAACCUGUAGAGGAUUUCUGAAGCAGUUACGCCAUCCACUGGAUAAAUUCGGUAAUGCUUUGUAAAUGCGACCCAGUCUGUGAAAACCUAGCUAGUCAUGUUUUGGUGAUUUACUAUUUUCUAUAUAAAAUCAUCCUACAUAAUGUAAUGACAUUUUUUUAUUAUGACCGAGUAAUGUCAUGUUAAAGAUUUAAAUCAAAAGCUUGAAUUUCACAGACAGGGUCACAUAUUCAGAAAUGGAUCCUGAGAUAACAUUCUCAUCAGAAUAAGUUUAAAGUAAAUAAAUAUGCAUAAAAAAAUUGCAUUCAGAAAUUGUUAUAGCCAUAUUGUUAAAAAAAAGGCAGCAUGAUAUAAAUUCAUUAA